Messenger RNA from Corticium candelabrum, 2860 nucleotides. RefSeq names its product DNA ligase 3-like. Gene Ontology annotation, cellular component: DNA ligase III-XRCC1 complex; nucleus. The record is from RefSeq and is a predicted model, not a curated record. Gene Ontology annotation, molecular function: DNA ligase (ATP) activity; ATP binding; zinc ion binding. Gene Ontology annotation, biological process: double-strand break repair; DNA recombination; lagging strand elongation. The transcript is spliced from 24 exons. Bases 127 to 2745 code for a protein of 872 amino acids. NCBI's taxonomy places the organism in Eukaryota, Metazoa, Porifera, Homoscleromorpha, Homosclerophorida, Plakinidae.
UUCAUCAGCUUUUUGCGUGAACGACUCACUCUUUCUCAUUUGUACGAUUACACAUUUGCUCGUUCAAUUUUCUAUCCUCGUCUCUUUCGAGCAUCAUCUCGCUCGAAUCAUUUCGUCGUCUGUAAGAUGUCUGAUCCGUUGUUUUCAAUCGAAUACGCCACAACAGGCCGCAGUUCGUGCAAGAAAUGCAAGACAAAGGUAGAUAAAGGUGUGCUACGCAUUGCAAGAAUGACUGCGAAUCCGUUCAGCGAAGGAGAGAUGAUGAAGGCGUGGUACCACGCCCCCUGCUUGUUUGACGCUCUAAAGCGCGCUAGAGCGGCGACUCGAAAGGUUGAAGGGACAGACGAUUUGGAGGGAUUUGAUGUGAUAAGUGAAGAUGAUAAGGAGGACGUCAGGAGGAUGAUUGAAGAGCUAUCUUCCACAGUCAAAGCUAAAUCAACUGCAAAACCAAAGAACACAGUCCAAGCCAGUCUAACAGCUCCAAAGGGUUCCAGGCAACUCACAGUAGCAGCUGGCAGUACGGGAGCCUCAUCUUCGAGUCACCCUUCCAAAUCUUUUGGUGCAAGAGACGACGAUGACGACGAGAUGAAGAAACGAGACAACAGUUUUCGUCAGAUGAGAAAACUUUGUGAAGACAUAGAAGCAGAGUCAAGCACCAAAGCGAAAACACAACUAUUGGCCAACUACAUUGCAAAAGGAAAUUCAGGAGAGGGUUUUACGGGUGACUUGUAUCUCUUGAUUAAACUGCUGUUGCCUGGUUCUGUUAAACGAGUGUACAACAUUCAGAGCAAGCAGAUCAUCAAACUGUUUAGUGUGAUAUUUGGCUGUAAUCAGGAUGAUAUGACGGAGGACCUGGAACAGGGAGGUGAGGUGUCUGAUACGGUUUCAAAGUUCUUUGAGCAGAAGUCCUCACUUGUUCCUUCUAAGCGAAGUACUCUUAGUUUGGCAGAGGUUGAUCAACUGCUAGAGUCAUUGUCUGAAGUAACAAAAGAAGAUGAACAAGAAACAGUACUAAAACAGAUUGCUCAACGGUCAACAGCUAUGGAUCUCAAAUAUAUUGUGCGACUCAUCAAAAGAGAUUUGCGAAUGAAUGCGGGAGCAAGGUGUAUACUUGACGCUCUGGAUUCAAACGCUUAUGCAGCAUUUCAGACGUCAAGCAACCUGAGAGACGUAGUCGAUCGUUUGCUGGCGAAACGUCAGUCAUCCGCAUCCAGUGAUACACCAUCACUCACUCGAGGUCUGAGUGUAAAGAUAUCACUCAUGACUCCAGUGAAACCGAUGCUAGCUGAGGCUUGUAAGUCGUUUGGCAUGGCCAUGAAAAAGUGUUCAAGUGGAAUGUAUGCUGAGAUCAAAUAUGAUGGUGAACGAGUGCAGGUUCACAAGAAGGGCAGCGAGUUUGCGUUUUAUAGUCGCAGCCUUAAGCCCGUUCUACAGCACAAGGUUCAGCACGUGAAAGACUUUCUUCCUCAAGCGUGUCCUCACGGCAAGAACAUGAUCUUUGACAGCGAAGUGCUAUUAGUCGAUACAAAAACUGGAAACCCAUUGCCAUUUGGAACACUCGGGAUCCAUAAAAAAUCUGCAUUCAAGGAUGCGUCGGUGUGCUUGUUUGUGUUUGAUUGCUUGUUUUUCAAUGACGAGAGUUUGUUGGACAGACCGAUGCAAGAGAGACGAAAUAUUCUCGAACGAAACUUGACUGAAAUUCCCAAUAGAAUUGUUCUCUCUGAGCAGCAAAUGAUUAAGGAAGAGUCCGACUUGUCAGAUCUAAUGAUGCGUGUAAUCCGAGAUGGUUUAGAAGGACUGGUUCUCAAAGACGUCAAAGGCAUUUAUGAACCAGGCAAGCGACACUGGCUGAAGAUGAAGAAAGAUUAUCUGGCAGGAGGUACAAUGGCAGAUACAGCAGAUUUAGUUGUUUUGGGAGCCUACUUUGGAACAGGCAGCAAAGGUGGCAUGAUGUCUGUGUUUCUGAUGGGUGUCUAUGACAAGUCGUGUCAGAAAUGGAGGACUGUGUGCAAAUGUGGCAACGGGCAUGAUGAUGCAACGUUGAUACGCUUACAAAAAGAACUCAAAAUGGUGAAGAUCGGCAAGGAUUUUUCCAAAGUCCCUAGCUGGCUGCUUGUCAAUCGGUCUUUGACUCCUGACUUGGUUAGUGCUGAUCCGAAGCAAUCUCCAGUGUGGGAGAUCACUGGAGCCGAAUUCUCCAAGUCGACGACUCACACUGCGUCUAACAUUUCGAUACGAUUUCCUCGUGUUACGAGAAUAAGAGACGAUAAGGAUUGGGCUACAGCAACAAAUAUAGACGAACUGAAGGUUCUUGUUAGUCGAUCGAAAGAAAGUGUCUCUUUACCAAGUGUUACUCAGACGGAGAAAAUGGAUGACGAUGUUGAUGACAGUGCUGUGAGUGAAUCGAAAGCAGUGAAUCGGAAACGAUCGGGAGCUUCGUCUAAGUCGUAUGUUUCACCUGCUAAGAAGGUGAAACCUUCUGUUGAGCUACCUGAGAAGGACUUACCGUGUGUGUUUAGUGGUAUGACAUUCUAUGUACCUACAAGUGUAGAUCGCUACUCUGAAUUGAAGAGAUACAUCACAGCAUAUGAUGGAGAUGUCGUUGAAGAGUUUAAUAAAUCGACUGCUACACACAUCGUUUGCACACCAGAUGAAGGCGAUGACGAGUCCUCCACUGGACAAGAGAGCAUAUCAGCCGAGUGGCUGUGGAAAUGCAUCAAGAAGAAGAAGCUUGUCCGUCAGUAGUGGGUCAGUAGUGGGUCAGUAGUGGGUCAGUAGUGGGUCAGAUCAAACGUACGUUUAUAGUCUGUGUGUGCAGUUGUGUAAACGAGAUGAUUCAUUGUGUUUACAACCAGACACU